AUCACUAUUAGAAUCUUUUUCGUUUGAAGAGAGAAGUGGUUUAGUUAUCAUAAUGGUUUCGAUUCAAGUCUUCUAUAUUUUUUCUGUCAUGGUCAUCAUUUUAUUGCUGUGUUCAACAGAUCUAACAAGCCAAACUAGAGUAAGAAGAUCUUUAGAUGACUUGGAAGAUGGCAUUGAAAACGUUAUCAUCGGAGAUGUUACUCAACCGAACACAUUUGAUGAGGAAAUGGGAAAUUUUGAAGGAGAGAGUGGACAAGCUGAGCAAACAGGCGAUGACAUUGGUCUGAGUUUAGAAGGAAGUUCUGGAUCUGCUGAGGACUCUGGAUUUAGUGCUUCCUCGACAUUAGUAUUCGUAAAACCACAUACAGUAGAAAAACGAAAAAAUAUAAACAUAAGAGGAAACGACUAUUCGAUUACAUCCGGCGAUGAAGAGGUCGUUAAAGAAAGUUCUACUCCAGUGGCAUCGUCAGGCUUUCUGCAAGAAAAAAUCCAAACACGUCUAAAACUAAAACUGAAAUCAGAUAGAAAUAUAGUUGGGUCUGGAUACCAGGAAAGUAACCGACCUAAUAAUGAAAUAAAUGGCAGUGGAGUUCAGGAUAUGCAACUUGUAUCAAAGAAUGCUGAGAAAAAGGCUCCAGCGAUAAACGAAGGCGAAAACAUCGGGUUUUCGGGAGUGAUUAAUGAUAACUUUUCAAGUGGUGAUCUGGGGGACAAUAUAAAUAAAAAUUCAAACCAGAUGAAGCCAACCAAACAAGACGUUAACAAAAGUCUUAAAAAUGCAACUAACAGUUCUCGAAGUUAUGAAGAGCCAAAAAUUCUAUCAAGAGAAGAAUUUAUAAAGUACUUGACCGCUAAGAUUAUUGCGAUAAGGAAUGAAUCGCUUAGAAUAAAGCAAGGUUCAGAAGCAAAAGAAAUGAAGGGAGGACCCUCGUUUGUUGUUAAUGAAGGCCAUAGUAAGGGUGCAAAAAGUAGUUUAAAGUCAGGUGGAAAAUUCAUUAUGAUAAAUAGUAAUGGAAUUCUAGAAAAUGCGAACAUGGAAAAUAAAGUUGAAAACAUGAAAUCACAAGGUGGUGUUGCUGAAAAAGAAAGUACGCAGAAAAAUAGCAUCAAAAUCUUGAAUGUCCACCAAGGGAACAGGAGUUACUCUUCGAUGUCGCCCAUCUAUCACUCUGUAAGCAACAGCCAUUUUGAAUUGGAAAAAAUUUCGCAAACACAACAUCAAAAUUAUGUCAAACCAAAAGAGGUUGACUUGAACAAGAAGGCGAAAGCCAAGGAAGAAGCAAAAUUAAUGAUUGAAAGGACAAAGAAAAUAUCAUCUUCAUCCCCAAUACAUCACCAUGACAACGACGAGCACAAUAAUAAGCACAUACCGUCUCAAGCAGAGGCUGUCAAACAAUUAAAGGAUGUAAAGCAGGAGGAAGAUCUCCGAAAGGAAAAAGAAAAAAAGCUCAUCGAAGAGUCUGUACAUCAAAGCAUAAACAGUUUCCAAAAGACGAAUAGUAACCAACUUGAAUUAAAUCAUGACCAAGGAGCAGGUUUGAAGCACACGAAAGAUGUAAAACAAAAAGUAGGAUUGCAAAUAGAAAAGGAAAAGAAGCUAAUUGAAGAGUCGAUAUUUAAAACCACUCAGAAUCAUCAGAAAACCAACAAUUCUCAGCAUGAUGACUUGAAGCCGAAGGAAGCUACGUUCCGCACCAGAUAUUUUGGUAAAAAAAUUGAAAAAGUGAAAACGAAGUACAAGGAAGAUAAACUUUUGAAGAAACUAGAUGCUUUGAAGUUUGGAAGCAAACCAUCAACUGUCAAGAAGACGAUGACGUUCAAGAAUCUCAAACAGUGUGGCUUGUUCGUGGAGGAGUACAACGUAUCUAGGACAAGCGCUUCAUGGAAUACGAGACUGUUCUCUCAAUACUCGUACCUUUAUGAGAUACCUGAACAUUUUUCUGAAUGUUCCACCGUGGGUUGGUUUAAUAACACAGACAUGCGCGGUAGCGUAUUUAUAAGCUUUCAAGUGAAGAGUAUUCUUGGCAAUACGAUGAUGAAUAACGCCCGCGUGUGUGCCAAUUACUGCUGCCGUGAACCACGCUGUAAAGCAUGGACUGUAAGAAUACAGGAAGGAGAGACGCGAAACUGUGACAAAGGGUCAUAUUGCUGUUGGUUAAAAAGUGCCGUGCCUGAUAUCCGUUCAGGGGUAGACAACUGCACAUCCGGGAUAAUACGUCGUGUCAGCACCAAAGAUCCACCAAUAGGAAUGCGCUCUGCUGUGCCGCUCGGCGGCCUGUCAACGGGCUCCUUUGAGUUGCGCGCAGAUGGGACCUUCCACGAAUGGACCAUAGAAAACCAAUCUCCAGGUGGAUCUGCAAAGUUGAACAAAGGGUCGUUGGAUAUGGCAGUGCUUGGAGUACGCGUUGCAAAGGGGAAUAAAAGUGAGGCAGCGUUGUUAAGGACUCAUCCCCCACACGGGUUCCCUGGGGUAGAAGAGUUAUCGUAUUCAGGAGCCUAUCCUGUCAGUAAAUUGUCAACUGGUGGGAACGUACUAGCUAAAAUGGUUGAAAUGGACAUAUAUGCGUAUCCGGUAUUUCACCUUCGAAACCCGUACAGUUCUGCUAUUCCUGCAGUGGCAUUCACUAUUGGCUUGAAAAACAAAGAAAAGAGAGAUCCUGUCACAGCGUCAUUUUUGUUGAAUCUUCCUCUUGGUUAUCAAGAUGACACGAUACGAAUGGGUGAUAACUAUGGUGAAGUGGUUUUUACUAGGAAUGUCUUACCAGCGGACUGCGCAAGAGCAUGCGCAAAGAUGCCCAAGUGCAUCGCUUGGACAACGAAUGGUCCGAAUGCAUGUCUUCUUAAAGACAAAAUGCCUAAUCACGCAUGGACUGCUGGGAUAAUUUCUGGAGUCAAGGGACAAUGGAAUACAAAUAACUCAAUGUUGACCCUCGAACGACCAGGAUUCUUUCCUCAAAGUGGAAGUACAACGUUGCAUGCCGUAGAAGGGGAUGACAAGGAGAUUUCUUUUGGUGUUGCUGAUGAUUUUAUGGAUAUAUGGAAAAAAUUCAAUGAAACAGGUCUUGCUGGGAACACGACCAUUGUUCCAGUAGUUGGUCUACAUGGAUCAGCUUCAGUCAGAACCACUUUGAAACCCGGACAGACAAAAUCCCUGACCAUUAUUAUGUCUUGGUAUUACCCCCACCGUGACAUGGCCAAGGUUCAUAUCGGUAACUUUUACACCAACAUGUUCCAAUCAAGCCAAGAAGUAGCGGCGUAUAUGCGUAAAAAUCUCCUGAAGUCAGUAUCUAGCAUUGCAACAUGGCAAGAACCAUUUUUGCUUAGUACUGGACCUUCUAUGCAACCCAGCUCCACUGUUUAUCGACUUCCUACCUGGCUGAAUGACUUAUUGAUGAAUAGUGUUAGCUUUUGGCGAUCGGCGUUCUGGACAAAAGACGGAAGAUGGAGGCAAUGGGAAGCGUAUGACUGUAACGAUAUUGAUACCAUUCAUAAUGAUAUGCAGAGAAUACUUCCUUACAUGCUGUUUUAUCCAGAGAUCGUUCGCCAUUUGUUGCUGUCGUGGGCAGGACAUCAGUACUCCAAUGGAAUGAUGCAAGAAGCAUUAACUCAAGGAUGCUUGGGAAAAACUGGAAAACUAGGCACAGGGCUACCAUUCAGAAAAGCCACUUUUUAUGAUUUGGCUGGGAUUGACAAAUACGACCAUCAUAUCUAUGACAGUGUCAUCUAUGUAUUAGCCCUAAAAGCAUCACUUGCUCUUGCAACGAUUAUGAAAGAUGACACUUUCGAACAAACAACAAAUGCUGCGAUCUCUAGAGCCAAGUCUCUCAUAGAGAAAGAAUUCUGGGUGGAGCAUUCCGAGCAUUAUAGGGCAUGGUGGGAUAUGGAGUACGGUGCUUCUGAUUGGAUAAUGUCCGAUUCCUUCUAUGGGCAGGUAUGGGCCAACACCCUUGGUUUGGGUGACCUUGUGCCAAGAAAAAAGCUCAAGCGUCAUCUGGAAGCUGAAACCAUAAUAAGUAACACCCCAUGGGGUCUGAGAGUCAUCAGUACAGAUAGGUCAGCGGUUAACGAUGAAGACACAUCCCUCAUUCUAAGCCAUCGGUUACCCGGAUGCAAGUCUUUGGAGAACAUAACAAAACAUGAUUCCGUAUGGAUGGGUGCAGACGCAGACUGGGCUUCACUGAUGAUCAAUUUAGAAACGCAUCCACAAUGGGCAUUACUACAAGCAAAGAAAUCCCUAGAUCACUGGCGAUCGACUCUUAACGACCAAUGGAACAUUCAUGGUCUCAUGUCCUCUGGAGGGUAUGGACAGGACGGUUUGCCAUGGGCUAGUUCACAUCACAAUUCUCAUCUUGUUAUAUGGCAUAUACCUCUUGCUAUAAGCGGACAGCAGUAUUCAGCACCAGAUAGGACGUUAACAUUUUGGCCAAAAGUUGAAAUUCCCUUUGAGUUACCCUUUUUUGUCCCGACAGCUUCUGGCCUGAUUGAAGGCCGACUUAGUGAAGAUACAGAAGAAGAAGAAGAAAUGUUUACAUUCAAAGUUACAUCAGGAGAAAUUAUUUUAAAACACCUAACGAUACUUGGGACUGCUUAUGGCAAUGGAGAGGUAUAUCUAAAAAAAGGCUCGACGAUCACGUGGUCAAGACCGAGGCAAAAUGUCAGGAAUAUAUUAAAUGAGUUGAAAUAGGAAUCAUCCCUGAUGUUGACAGUUAAAUUAGGCCGAUGGUUUGUGGUUAUAUAACAAUCCUUUCAUAUUACAAGCUUUCUAAAAUAAAUAAAUUAUUUUCGUUGGAACCUUUAGCAAAGUAGACACCAAUUUCAGCAGUUCCACAUAUUUAUUUCUGAUAGAUGAGGCUGAGGCUACCAGCUCACUAGAUACACGAU
Molecule: messenger RNA, 4881 nt
Organism: Actinia tenebrosa (Australian red waratah sea anemone)
Lineage: Eukaryota; Metazoa; Cnidaria; Anthozoa; Actiniaria; Actiniidae
Biological process (GO): carbohydrate metabolic process
Molecular function (GO): beta-glucosidase activity
Source: RefSeq, a predicted model, not a curated record